AUGACGUCACGCGGAAGAUAUGUGUUCGCCAAGAGCCUGUUCGAGGGCGGGCAGCUGGACGCUCUGGAGUGGGCCGUCUACCAGGAGUGGCACACGUUCCUCGUGGGGCAGCUGGGCGCGCACACCGCCCCGCACGCGUUCCUCUAUCUCCGCGCCUCCCCGCAGAGAUGCCUGGAGCGGCUGCGGUGCCGGGCGAGGCCGGAGGAGCGCGACGUGACCCUGCGGUACCUGCAGCAGCUCCACGUGCAGCACGAGCGGUGGCUGCUGGAGCGCAGCGCUGAGGUGCAUUUCGCAGAGGUGAGGCACGCGCCUGUCCUGGUGCUGGACGUCGAGGGGGACUUUGAGCACGAUGCAGCUGCGCAGGACACGCUGAUGGCACGGGUGGAGGAUUUCGUGAAGGUGCUGCGAGACGGAGCUCCACAGCACCCCGAGUCCAAAUGAGCCCCGUGGCCACGAGGAUGGGCACACAGCUGGCACCGCUGCUGGGCCCUGAGCUGCACUCCCUGCAGUAGCACUGUGGGUAUCCAUGAGGCCGCUGGGAGCUGCAGCCCUACGCGUGCCACAGAUCCCUUCCCCCCCACAUCUGUUCUGCAGCACAGGGUGAACAUGCUUGGGUCCAUUCCAAUGGAAAACAAAAAAACAAAGCAAAAAUCUCUGUGCUUUUAUUUGUGUUUAGGGUACAACAAAAUCCAGAUGCUUU
This is a messenger RNA of Meleagris gallopavo (turkey), 700 nucleotides long. The record is from RefSeq and is a predicted model, not a curated record. Lineage: Eukaryota; Metazoa; Chordata; Aves; Galliformes; Phasianidae.